AACACAGUGGGAGUUGUUGUGCUUCAUCAGAAUAAAACGAGGAUAAAGACAGAGGGGCCCGUGUGCCAUGUGCAGUAUUUACAUAAUCUCCUUGUAAAAUGAGCUAUUUUGCCUGUCUAAUCAGGUUUUAUACGACUGCAGAUCCACUCAAGCGUUAUAAUAUAAAGAUAUAACAUUUUAAAUUCAGUAUUUACUUUUAUAUAAAUUUUAAGCGUGAGAAAAACUUUAUGAAUUUGCCGCAGCUCUUAUUUUCGAGGGGUACGUUUGUCUUUCAGCGCACAAACUAAGAGGAGCGACCGUCUAAAUUCAGGAGGAGAAAGAAAGCAAAGUUAGCGACGCUAUUUUCAGCCCGGUGCCAUUUACUUGUUUCCCUCGCGUUAUCUGGCAACCCCGAGCUAACUGCGACAGCGCCAAUGGCAGCAAAACAGAACUGUUAGAAGCGAGGAGGAUGACAGCAACAAGGUGAGAGGAGAUGAYGAAGAGGAUGAGCGCCGUCUGAAGCCAACCAUGGCAGCGAGGAACGUGGUUGUGCUAAUGGACUUUUAAGCAGGAUUACAUAGUUCAAUUUGUCUGCUGAAAAGGGGAAGAACAUCCAUUUCGACCUGYGUAACGAGUCUCGACACCAAGUAUGAUUCCUUGGCAGCGGCGGAGGUGAGGAAGCAUGGCGCGGAAAGCUGAGGCGCCGAGACGGCCGUGAUGACGGCAUGGUCCAUGGUGGAGAAGCUCAAAAUGGAAAAACGCCCAUGCAGGGAGCAGAACAUUGACUCAAGAGAGGCCCAGCAUGCCACGGACGAGUCCGAGGACGGAAGCAGCUCCGAGAGCGAGUCGGAGGAGCACCAGUGGCGGCGGCAGCAGCAGCCCCACAGGGCUCAGCUGGGCAACAGCAGCUGCAGGAAGAGGGAGCCCCUUGCUGUCACCAAACCCCACCGCCAGCUCUGCCGCUCUCCGUGCCUCGACCGGCCCAGCUUUUCCCAAAGUAGCACCCUGCAAGACUUUCGCGACGACGACUCCAGCAGCGGCAGUGCCGGYGCCGCGUCAGGCCUCAAGCCCGCCAGCGGAAGGGAGUACCAAACCAAGAUGGAGUUUGCUUUGAAGCUGGGCUACUCCGGAGACCAGGUGGAGACGGUGCUCAACAAGUUGGGGGCCACGGCGCUCAUCAACGACGUUCUCGCCGAGUUGGUCCGCCUCGGGAAUAAAGCGGAGCACGAAGCUCAACCCUGCAGCGCCGCCGCCCCGUCAACGUCACGGCCCCCCUGUGUGAAAGAGACCGUCAGUCCGGAAGUUUCAGUAGAAGAAGAAUCCAUGGAUACGUACGAUAACCUUCGACCCAUCGUCAUCGAUGGGUCUAACGUGGCGAUGAGCCAUGGGAACAAGGAGGUUUUCUCUUGUCGCGGUAUCCAGCUGGCGGUCGAGUGGUUUCGAGAGAAAGGGCACAAAGACAUCACUGUGUUUGUUCCCGCCUGGAGGAAGGAGCAGUCGAGGCCCGACUCCCUCAUCACAGAUCAAGAAAUCUUGCGCAAACUGGAGAAAGAGAAGAUCCUGGUUUUUACCCCGUCUCGAAGAGUCCAGGGCAGGAGAGUGGUGUGCUACGAUGAUCGCUUCAUAGUGAAGCUGGCUUACGAUUCUGAUGGAAUUAUUGUGUCAAAUGACAACUACAGGGACUUGCAAAAUGAGAAGCCAGAGUGGAAAAAAUUUAUAGAAGAGCGCCUCCUGAUGUAUUCAUUUGUCAAUGACAAGUUUAUGCCACCUGAUGAUCCGCUGGGAAGACAUGGGCCGAGCUUAGAAAACUUCCUCCGCAAGAAGCCUGUGGUUCCAGAGCACAAAAAGCAGCCUUGCCCUUAUGGAAAAAAGUGCACGUAUGGUCAUAAGUGCAAAUACUACCAUCCGGAGCGCGUGAACCAACCACAGCGAUCCGUGGCCGACGAGCUGCGAGCCUUCGCCAAACUGUCUGCGGUAAAAACGAUGAGCGAAGGGGCUUUGGCUAAAUGUGGUACAGGUCCAGCCRCCGUUAAGGGGGACGUCGGCUCCGAAGCGAAACGCGUGGCGCCUAAACGCCAGUCCGACCCCAGCAUCCGCUCGGUGGCUUGCGAACCCGUAGAGGCGCUCUCCGUCGCCCGGAAGUCCGAGACGAAUUCAGUGCCUUCCCUCGUGUCAGCUCUCAGCGUGCCCACCAUGCAGCCCGCCAAGAGCCACGCAGCCGGGGCGUUAAACACCCGCUCAGCCAGCAGCCCCGUUCCAGGCUCUCUGCAGUUUGCACACAACUCUCUAGAGCACAUGUCCAGCAUACARUACCCCCCCAUUUUAGUCACCAACAGCCACGGCGCCUCCGUGACGUACAGCGAACAGUUCCCCAAGUACGACUCGGUCAGCGACCACGGAUACUACUCGCUCCACAGCGAUUUCUCCAACAUGAGCAUGAGCAGCAUGCACAACGUGGACAGUUUCUGUAGCAUGGAGCACGAGCAUGUGUACCAGAGAACCCCCAGCCACUGCCCCGAGUCCUGCCUCAGCCACUCCAACAGCGACUCGUUCUCCUCCUACGGGGAGCUGUACCCGAGCUCCGUGGACAGCAGCCUGGAGGAGAGCAUCAAGGGGCAGCAGCAGGCUCCGGCGCAGGCGAGGAUGAAGGCCUUCUCCCAUGGGUUUCGCCAYGACGCGCUCACCAGAGUCCAGAGUUACGGACAGGAGGAACCUAAGCAAGGUCCUCGCAAGCAGUCCGGGGCGCACCUCGCACCUCACAUCCAGCACGUCACGGUGGGAGCCCGCUCCUCCUGUCCUGGAGACUACCCGCUCGCCCAGAACGUCCUGCCGCCAUUGUCCUCGCAGCCGACGCGGUCUCUAGGGAUGACGCGCAUGGACAGCAUAUCGGACUCUCGGCUGUACGACAGCAACCCGAUGAGGCAGAGGCGGCCGCCGCUGUGCCGCGAGCAGCACGCGAGCUGGGACCCCCUGCCCUGCGGCAACGAGUCCUACGGAUAUCACUCGUAUCCGCUCAGUAACAGCCUGAUGCCGUGUUGCGAGCGGGUGAUGGUCCGCAGCAUGCCAGACAAAAUGGAGCAAAUCUGGAACUCACCGUGGGAGAACCUGUCCGCGGCCGAGCACCAAGAGCGGUACGUCAUUCCAGAUCACCAGUACCAAACAUACAGGAACCUCUGCAACAUCUUCCCCGUGUACAUCGUCCACUCKGUCAUGGAGAAGAACCCUCAUUUAACAGAUCCACAGCAGCUCGCAGCUGUGAUCGUCACAAAACUGAGGUCAUGCCACUGAGCAGCUUAUAGAGUAAAUGAGGAAUUUGAUCAGAGAUUAGGCAUUUAUUCGCUGUGGCUGCAUGUGCAGCUCUCAGGAGCUUCUUAUUCUGUCUUGUAUUGUUGGAAAUCGUGUGGAUCAGAUUAUAGGUCUACAAAAAAAUGGCAUAUAUUGGGGGGGUAAAAAAAAACAAACUAAUGGUAGAAGAUGUUUUUUUAUCUGAAGUGUAGUGUAGCCGAUAUGAAAAGUGGAACUCUUUUAAAGGAACUCAUUCAUAACGCUUUCACACUGCCUGAGCAGGAGCAGCAAAGCUACAUUUGUUCAGCGUCACUCAGUUUUAGAGAAUAUCUAACGGAGUGUUAAUACGUUUAAUAAGUAUUGAAUUUUUUUAAACAUUCACAUAGCAUUUCUUAUAUGUUUUGAAUGUACUCAUUAAAACAGAUUUGGUAGCUAUAAAUGCGGUGAUAUGCCUUAACCGUUGCCAAAUUAUGUCCAAUUACAACCAGAAACUUCAGUGUGUUUAUUGAAAAGUUAUGCGAUAUGCAAAGGUCUUUAGCCUCUUUUAAACUAAUAGCCCUAAAUAAAAUCCAGUGCAACCUGUUGCSUUCAGACGUGUCAAAAAGGUCGAAAAGCAUUCCCCUGAACACACCAUCUCCAUGGUGACAGCAUCAUUUUCUUCAGAGGGAGAAGGGAAGGUGGAUGGAUCUAAUGAUGGUGCAGUCCUUCAAGAAAACUGUAAAAAAGUAAUACUCGGAUAGAAGUAUGCUUUUCAGGAGGACAACAAUCUAAACAUUUAGCCAAAACUGCAAUGGUAGGAUUUAUAUGAAAGCAUAUUCUUGUGUUCGAAAAGGUCCMGUCAAAGUCCAGAUCUGAAUUCUAUUAAAAAUGUGUGGCAUAACUUGCUGUUCAUAUGCCCUACAUGUAAUCUGAACAAACUUGAGAUUGUUAAAAUUUUGCUUAUUCUUAUUAAACUGAGACUUAUUGCUAUAAUUCCAGUUAAAGAUGCUUCUGUUCACUAAGGGGGCUGAAUAAGUAUGCACACCACAGUAUUCACAUUUUUAUUUGUAAAUAAAUUUGUUUUUGCAUAAGCUGGUGUUGGCAUAUCAUGUCUAAACAACAAAAUGAAAGGUCUUGAGAAGCAAUUUGUCAAAUUUUCACAGCUCUCAGAAUACAACAACAAGUAGAAAGCGUUCCUUUCCUUUCUAUUCGUCAGUAUACAACUACAUUAAAGCUGCUGCUUUUAUAGAAAUGGUGAAGUCGGUUGUACUCUCCAAAGGUACUCUGUUUUCAUGGCAGUGGCAUGUUUUCCUCUGAUGUACUUCUGAGGAUGUUAAACUGCUAAAGGUGACGCAGCUCAGUCGCUGCAUCUCUUUCUUGAACUUUGCUACCUUAGCUAUAGCUUCUUCUCCAAUUGGCCUGGCGUUGUUGUUUCUUCUGCUUACGUUGCCAACGGGGCUAAAUGAAGAAUUGCUUGUUUAGCUCGCUGACUGUAAAUGGCCUCGAAGGUAACAAAAACCAAAUUGUGACUAAGCGUUGCAGAAACAUCCGUACUUACCGAGGCUUAUUGCGUGUGCAAAAGAAAGCAUUUUUAGAAGUAUUAAACUCCCUCUAAUAGUUAGGUUUAAUAAUUGAAAUGCUCUCGCUAUAUAUUAUUACUAUAUAUUAUUAUUUUAUGAAUUAGCUUGCUAGUUUAACCCUAAACAUGCUGGUCACAUGGCAACAAUUUGCUCGGCAACCCAUCUCGUCAAGGACACAUCUGUGUUUGUCCACAUGUAGCUUUCCUGAAGACGCUGCUCAGCCCCUGUGAACACGUUUUGUUUCUGGUGCAGUGGAACUAUAAAUAGUCUUGCUUUGCAAUGCCUCUGUUGUACAUAGUACUUGUGAUAUAUAAAUAUAUAUACAUAUA
Molecule: messenger RNA, 5152 nt
Organism: Poecilia reticulata (guppy)
Lineage: Eukaryota; Metazoa; Chordata; Actinopteri; Cyprinodontiformes; Poeciliidae
Gene: zc3h12b
Product: zinc finger CCCH-type containing 12B
Cellular component (GO): cytoplasmic ribonucleoprotein granule; nucleus
Molecular function (GO): mRNA binding; metal ion binding; RNA endonuclease activity
Source: RefSeq, a predicted model, not a curated record